Cinara cedri is the source of this 4388-nucleotide messenger RNA. Lineage: Eukaryota; Metazoa; Arthropoda; Insecta; Hemiptera; Aphididae. The record is from the annotation of a GenBank genome assembly.
CAGUGAACCUGAUAAGAACAAAAACAAAAUUCAAAUCAAUUGUUAAAUUUUCUGACAACUAGCCUUGAAUUAAAUGGUAAAUUAAACCAUAAAUAAAAAGAUUUAUUUUUAUUAUCUAUGAAUUGAACAUUCACUUCUCAUCACCAAAUAUUAACAAUCUAGAUUAUUGUAUAAUAUUGUGUGUAUUCUCUUUGAAAUUGUAGGUUAUGUUAUCAUCACAAACAAUGGUCAAUACUCAACAAUGAUAAUACAAAACAUAAACCAAAGCCGCUUUUGCAAGUCAUACGGUUAAAUAACUUUUCACAUUUUAUAUUUCCGUUUUAAGUUAAAUUAAUUUAGUAGUUUUUUGAUUUGGUUAAUCCAAUUAUUAAGUCUUUGAUCAGGUAAGAAUUAAUUAUACGUUUAUUUGUAUACAAAAAAUGUUUAAAUUGAACUUUACAGAUAUUUCUUGAAACAACAAUACAAAAUAAAUUUUAUGUAUUAUUAAAUUUUUAUUUUUGUUAUUUGUACACAACUACUAAAUUUUAUCUUUUAAACCAAUGUUUUAUUGUAAACUAAUAUUUUUUACAUUUUCUAUACUAUUUAAGAGUAUGAGUUAUAAAUUAUGGGGUGAAUAUGAAAUAUGCAAUUUUUACUAUGUAAAAUAGCUUUAGAGUUUCACAGAUAAUUGCAUUAAUUUUGUAGAAUUAAACAUUAUGGACAAUAUAGGAAAUAAAUUUCCAUAACUUUUGAAUUAUUUUAAUAUCUUUAUGUAAAUAUAAUAAAUUGCCUAAAUCGCUUAAAUAAUUUUAUAUGUUAUCAAAAACUUAAUUGCUCUAGGUAACUUACUAACAUUGUAUCUUCAUUUUUUUUUUUUCAAUAUGUGUGUUUUUUCUUGUACUUAAAGAACCUAAAAAAAUAAGAGUCUGAUGAACUUUAUUUAGAAGUUAUGGUGGAAAACUUCAUGAAGUUCUGAUUUUCCGUUUCGUGUAUUUCUUUGUGAGAAUUAAACUUUUUCAAUUUUCUUUUCUCCAAAAUGAGUGAUUUUUAUCGCCUAAUUCAUUGGUAUAAUUAAAACUUAACUAUAAUACUUAUUUUUACACUUAUUAUACAUAAAUCUUAAAACAUAUCAUUUUUGACAUUUUUCCAGAAUAAGUCUAUCUGGCUUAGAUUUAGAGUUACAAACGUUCAAACCCUAAUGGCCCCAUUACGUUUCUAGGUGCACUUAAAAUGUUUUUCACUUUUCUCUAAUACCCGACGUGGUUUUACACAACAAAUUUAAGGUUAUUUUUGAUUAAAACAGUUUGAGCGAGCGAGUAACCUCGCCAGGUCUCUAGGUGCAUUCAAAGUGCUAUUUUUUUAAGGUUUAUGUACAAUUACAUCAAAAGUAAGUAUGAUAGGUAAGUUUUUGAUUUUACCAAUGGAUUAAAAAUUAAAAAUCACACAUUUUGGAAAAAAAUAAAAUUUGAAAAUGUUAAAUUCCCACUAAGAAAUAUGCUAAAUGGAAAACCUGAAGUUUAUAAAGUUUCCCUCAUAACUUCAAAACAAAGUUCUUUUUUUAUUUUUGAUUCUUAAUGUACAGCCUAAAACACACGUUUUGGAAAAAAAAAAAAAUUGAAAAAUGAGCUUGUGUCAUACACUAGAUUUGUUCCAUUUUUUUAGUUUGACAAAAUUAUAUUUAUUAUUAUAUUAUCUUCUUUUCAAAUAACUUGAAGUAGCGCAUUGUAGUAAAUUGUUAGCUUUUUAUAACAUAAUUUGAUCUUUAAGUAGGUAAUAAUAAAAUAUUAAAGCUUUAGUACUAAAAUAAUUAAUAACAAUUUUUUAAGAGUCUUAAUGACAAAGACAUCACCUUAAUCUUCCAAAAAUUUCAGUGGCAAUUGUCUCUCAAAUAAACUGCCACACCAUUAAUAAUAAUUAAAAAUUAAUAUUUACUUAUGAUUACAGGAAUUAGUUCAACUUUAAAAUCAUGUUCUUAACACGUUCAGAAUACGACAGAGGAGUAAAUACAUUUUCCCCAGAAGGCAGACUGUUUCAGGUAUACACAAAAUAAUUAUGUUACUUAAUUACAUAAUUAUUUUUCAUGUUUACUAAUAAUAUAAUAUCUUAUUUAUUUAUUUAUUUAUUUAUUUAGGUGGAAUAUGCAAUCGAAGCCAUUAAAUUGGGUUCAACAGCUAUUGGUAUCUGUACAUCUGAAGGAGUCGUAUUAGGUGUAGAAAAACGAAUCACUUCGCCAUUAAUGAUUACGAGCAAGAUUGAAAAGAUUUUCGAAGUUGACAAGCACAUUGGUUUGUUAUAAAUAAUUUUAAUUAAAUUGCUACCCAACAUAAUCCAAAUAUCAGAUAAUAUUUUCUUUAUUUUCUGUAACUUUCAGGUUGUGCAGUUAGUGGAUUGAUUGCAGAUUCACGUACAAUGGUUGAAAGAGCCAGAGCUGAAUCACAAAACCAUUGGUUUACAUACAAUGAACAAAUGAGUGUUGAAUCUGUUGCACAAGCUGUAUCUAACUUAGCCAUACAAUUUAGUGGUGAUUAUGAUAGUAAAGAGCCUGCUAUGGUAAUUCAUAAAUAAAUGAACAAUAAUAGUAUCAUAUAAUCAUAUAGACUAGUAAAAUCAAUUGAUUCAAUACAUUUCCAGAGUCGUCCAUUUGGUGUUGCAAUUAUGUUUGCAGGCAUCGACAAAAAUGGUCCACAAUUAUUCCAUUUGGAUCCUUCAGGUACAUAUGUUCAGUAUAACGCUAAAGCCAUUGGAUCUGGUAGUGAAGGUGCACAGCAGACAUUGCAAGAAAAAUAUCACAAAGUAAUAAUUAGUAUUUUUCUUUCUAAAGUUAUAGUCAUACAUUAUUGCAUACCAUGUUGUAUAUUUUUAAUAUUAAUUCUCUUAGUCGAUGGGAUUAAACGAAGCUAUAAAUGUUAUUUUGAAUAUACUUAAACAAGUAAUGGAAGAUAAGCUGAGCCCUACCAACAUAGAAAUUGUUACUGUCACACCUGAUAAACUAUAUCAUAUGUUAGAUAAAAAUGAAAUUCAAGAGGUUUGUAUAUUAAAGUGACAUAAAUAAUGUUCCUUUAUUAUAUUUUUAUUAACUACAUAUAAAAUUAUUAUUUUAGGUUUUUGAUAAGCUUGUACCUUUCCCAGAUGAAACCAAGGCUAGUUCAUCAUCUGCUGUUUCUGGUUCCGUGGCUUGAAACCAUUUGGUUAUAACUUAAUAUACCUAAGUUUUACAAUUUGAUUGGUGUUUGUCACUUACGAAGAAGAAUUAUAUACUUGCUAUUUUUCAUGAAUUCAAUUUAUUUUUAAUUUUAUAAUAUCAUAUUAUUAAUAUUUCAUUGCAUAUUUUAUUGUUUUAUCAAAGUAUAGGUUGACAAGAUUAAAAACAAAUUCUUUAUUAAAAUCAAAAAUUAUCUGUAUAACAAAAUAAAAUAUCAAGCAUCUAAAUGUAAAUGCCAGAAAAACUAUAUAAUAAAUACUCUGUGUUACUAUACAAUGUACACACGUAAAUUGGUUUAUGACCUAAUCAUAUAACUACACAAUUCAUUAGCGUCAAACACUAUUUAUGUGGUGUACCUUAACAUUUUUAUAUUCUAUAAAGAUUUCCAAACUUCAUACUACUACCAAUUUUAGAUUUUUUUCAACUCUAUAUACUAAUAACACUUUUUUUUUUGUUUAUAUGUUCAUUAAUAAAAACAUACUGAUUUAAAGAAAAAAAAAAACAAUAUUUUAACUGUAAUAUCAUAUGAGGUAUAUUAAAAAAAUAACAAGACUCAAUAAAAGUGGUUUAUUUUUAAAAUCAGUUUUCUUCAAAAUACUGUUGCAUACGUGACUGCCAUUUUUAAAAAUUGCUGCCAAUCACUCUCAGUCAGCACUUAAUUUUUACAUUAUCAACUGUUUAAUAAGUGGUUUUUUCAAUGAAGUUUUUAUUUUUAAGAAGUUACCAAGAGGUAGGGUCUGGCAAGUAGAAGAAGUGUUGAAGUAUAGACUGUUAAAAGAUUGCUCAAUUGAAAUUGUACUGUGAGCUGGAGUAUUGUCUUGGUGAAGAACCCCAGGUCAUUCUUUCACACAUCUGGUCACUUCUUUCUAAUACGUUCACUAAAUUAAUUAAUACCUCUAAAGUAAUAUUGAUUGACUAUUCAACUUAAAUAGGUGUGUCAUAAUUUUAUUUCAAUAAUCACUAUGUAGAUAUGUUGAUUGUUUGAAUUUUAUUGAGAAAGUAUCAUUUACUUUUUGUAUUGCACCUAGUUUACUUAAUUAGCUCUUUAAAAUGAUAAAUAGGUGUGACUUGUCAAAUAAUAAUAAAAAAUACAUGAUUCUUUAUUUUAUAUUUAAUGAGAAAGGUUUUAUAGUUUAUAUUUUUCUUGACCAUUCAAUUGAUCUCCAUUUCAACAUUUGUUAAAGACUCAGAGAAUUUGACAAUUGCA